Gryllus bimaculatus (two-spotted cricket) is the source of this 2589-nucleotide messenger RNA. The record is from the annotation of a GenBank genome assembly. Lineage: Eukaryota; Metazoa; Arthropoda; Insecta; Orthoptera; Gryllidae.
CGGGAGAGGCGGCGCGGACCACUCGCGGCGAGCCACACCCACUCCGCCCGCCGCCAAGAUGAGCUGCGCGCCGCCGUGGGUGGACGCGGCGCUGGUGCAGCGGGCGCUGGACGCCGAGGCGGCGUCGGCGGACGGGGAGGCGCGCGCGCAGGCACCGGCGGUGCGCAGCGUGAGCGCGCAGCCGCUGGGCGCCGCGGGCGAGAACUUCGCCAGCCGUCUGCUGCGCGUGCGCGCGCAGCUGGAGGGCGGCGCGCAGCGGUCGCUGGUGCUCAAGUGCGAGGCGGAGGACGCGGCCGUGCGCGACAGCAUCCGCCAGUCGGGCUUCUUCCCCAGGGAGAUCGCCUUCCUCACGCGCGUCUACCCCACCAUGCAGGGGCUGCUGGAGGCCGCGGCGCCGGGCCGCUUCCCGCCGCUGGCGGCGCGCUGCCUGCUGCACGGCGCCGACCCGCACGCCUUCCUGCUGCUGGAGGACCUGGGCGAGCGGGGCUUCCUGACGGCGGACCGCGUGCGCGGACUGGGGCUGCGCCACAGCCUGCUGGCGCUGUCCGCGCUCGCGCGCCUGCACGCCGCCUCCGCCGCCGCCCUGGCCGCGAGCCCGCCGCUCGCCCGCGAGCUCUCCUGCCCGUGGCGCACCGCCCGCGAGGACCCCUUCGACAACGUGCUGCAGCUCUGCUUCGGGCUGGCCGGCGAGGCCGCGCUGCUCUGGCCCGACCUGCCCGACGAGUACGCGCGCGUGCUGGCGCGUAUGAAGGCCGCCGUUUACGACAAGUUCGCCGCGCUCUGCCGCCCCAAGCCCGGUCGCUUCAACGUCAUCGUCCACGCCGACUACUGGACCAACAACAUCCUGUUCCGGUACGAGCACGGCGCGCCGGUGGAGGUGCGGGUAGUCGACUACCAGAUCUCGCACGUCUCCUCCCCGGCGAUGGACCUCCUGCGCUUCCUCUACACCAGCCUCCACCAGGACGUGCUGGAGCGGCACGUGGACCUGCUCGUCAGGGAGUACCAUGCGGCGCUGCAGGAGACGCUGGAGCUGUUGGGGAUGGAGUCGCCCACGCUGAAGGACGUGUGGGAGGACAUCAACGCCCACGGCUUCUACGGGCUGUUCGGGGCGGUGCUGAGCGUACCCUUUAUGCGCGCGGAGAAGGGCAACGCGCCCGACCUGGACAGCGCCUUCAAGGGCGAAGGAGGCAUCUCCAAGGAGACCUACCACACCUGCAGCCAGUUCCUCACCUACGUGCUCAAAGACUUCCGCAGGAGAGGGUGGCUCUGCUGGGAGGAGUUUUGUGAUCCCUAGCCGCAUCCCAGCCAGCCGUCCAUCUGCCCUCUACGUGGUCCAAUUGGUCCAACACCCUCACCCCUCCGACUGCCCCUGGGUCGACGACCCUUUCACCACGUCCUGCAGCCGUGCUUCCAGACGGCCGGAGAAAGCGCUCUUCAAUAUCUCGACUUCCCACAUGGUAAACUCGCAAGCUCAUCUUCAUAAAGGAGGCUGUCCAAGACAUAACUACCGAGCUGUUGCAAGCCUGGAGAUUUCAACGUCGCUAUACUCGUGGACUACUGGGCCAAGUACGUCACGUUUCAGUACAACUACCACGCGCCAGUGGAAGGUUGCGUUGAUUUCUCACACUGGUGUCAACGACUUCAGAAUAAGAAGGUGGCUCUUUGGAAGAGUUAUCUGAUCACUAGACGUUUCGUAUAAUGCUAAUACUCUCCCAACUACGCGUUGCCUUCUUCCAGUACCCUCACCCCUCCGAUAUGUUUUUCAUGUCCUUGGGCCGACAACUCUCACGAGAAGGUCCUGCAGUCGUGCUUCCAGUAGGCCGGAGAAGUCGGUCUCUAGUAUUCCAACCCUCGGCUGAAUACCCUCUCAUGACCCUGAGAAUGUAGGGGCUUGCCGCAUUAUGCAUGUUUGCAGUACUAAGUUCGUCACUCUAUGUCGAUCCAAAGACUGGACUCUUUAACGCCAUACGCGUAGACUCCUGAACCAACACAGGAAAGUUUCCAUGAACGAGCUACCAGCGGAAUUGCGAGUUGUUUUCUCAUCCCUUUGUUCAAGACAUUCGCAGGAGAGACGUUCUGAGGAGGUUCUGCCAGGAGAGGUUUUUGUAACCUCAACUCUAGUUUGGUGCGUCUCAGUAACCAAAUGCUUAUUUGAACACUAAUUAUCCAAACACGUGUGAAUCUGAGCUCUACCAACGUACGUUCAAAGUGGAAGCAGAUAAUAAAUUAAGAUAGUCUGGCUGCACAAUGGGACAAAGCUUCUUGGAAAACAUGAAAUUUGUACUUGAACAUCCACAUGUAGACGUCGUCUAACGUGUAUCCAGGUAUAUGUCUUCAAAAAUGAAUCAGAUAGUGUGGGAUGUUCGGUUGAUUUAAUUAAGUCUGCUUUGUCUCUAGUGAAGCAGGCACGUGUAAACAAUAGAGUCUGCUACGUAUGGUCAUGUUUUAAAAAAAUAUUUGAUAAAAAUGUAUUUUUCUAACAAUAAAUAAGAUGUUUAAUUCAUAUAUUUAUGUUAUUUAUGAGAGAGAGAGAGAGAGAGAGAGGGAGAGAGAGGGAGACAGAGAGUGAGAGAGAGAAGUGUAAUAAGC